AUGGCCGCGACUAGCUUCUACGGUGACGGGGUUUGGCACAACGAUGUUUCGGGCGCGGCAACCAACACUGGCGGCGAGCCGGCGGCUGCGACGGAGCAUCAAGAUGACGAUGAUGACUGGCAGAAGGACGACCAGUCGCGUGGGUGGCAAGACUGGGACGCAGAUGACCAAGAUGGAGAAUGGGUAUGGCGACCCAGCGGUCGUGACGCCCGAUGGCACGACGCUGCCCGAUGGAGUCGCAACGACUCAUGGGGAAGACGCGGAAGCUGGGGAGGUUCAUGGACGAGCACCUCGGCGGGAACGCGAGAUCACGAACGAGGCGAUUCACGACGAGAUCAAGGCAGAGACGCCGACGACCAUCCUUCUCACGGAAGCGAAGAUGGCAGCGAUCAGCGACCCCCUCAGCCGCUUGAUCAAGGAACGGCGGGUGGACGCGGACCUUCCGAAAAGUUGAUCGUGCCCGGCUUCAGUGGAGAAGGCGACGGUGAUGAUUUGGGAAGUUCAGCGAGAUCCUACCUCCGUCAGGUGCUUGCAUGGCAGCGUAUGACAAAGCUCGCUAAGGAACAGCAGGCUUUGGUGCUGUACCAGCAUCUGAGCGGACCCGCUUGGGUGGAAGCGGAGAGGCUCGAGGUCGAUCGCCUUGCUUCGCCCAGUGGAAUGGAGUAUUUCACCCAAUGGGUGAAAGAUCGGUACCUGGACGUGCAGGUGACGCAAGUCGGGAGGAGCCUUUCGGAGUUCUUCAGGAGACUGAAGAAAAAGCCCUCCCAGAGCAUCCGGGACUACUGCGGCGAGUUCGACAGAGCGUACGCUAGGCUACUUGAAUGUGGAUGUCGGUUACCAGAUAUAGCCUGUGCCUGGGUGUUUGUGGACCGAAUGGGCCUCGACGAGGCCUCGGAGCUGAACCUUUUGGCUAGCGUGGGGAAUGUGUACGACUUGAAGAUGUUGCAGCGUGCUGCGAUUGUGCAGGACAGGGCCCUGCGCAAGCCUUGGGAGACAAACCCCGCCGCCCGGGGUAACAAAGGGGGAUGGUGGAAGCGCAACCUCAACACAGCGAAUGUGGCCGACUACGAGAAUGAGGAUGAGGGCAACGAGACCGCCGCCGAUGAGGACGACGCAGUGCCGGAGGACGUCGCGGAGGAGCUCUACGAGACGUAUAUGACUCAUGAGUCGGCGAAGCAAAAGUAUCGCGAAAGCUCGCGAAUGCGAGGAUCGGAUCCGGAGGCCAUCAAGAAGGUUGCGGCGGAGAAGUUGCGCUUGGUGAAAGCGCGGUCCUUUUGCGCAGGGUGCAAGAGGCGAGGGCACUGGCAUAAGGACCCGGAGUGCCCCUUAAACCAAGGGCGCACUCGCGAAGGGACUGGCGGCACAGGCUCUCCAACCAAACCUGCGCCCGGUUCAGGACAAGGCUAUGCCGCCACGAAGAACAACGGCCCCCGCGACAACUUCCCGUGCCAUGUCGUGCACGUCACCUGGGACAUCGAGCAGGACAAGGGGAGCAGCUUCCAGGCGAUUACCGAUACGGCCUGUUCUAAGACGGUGGCAGGGGCCCCUUGGAUGGAUGCCUACUUUGUUGCUGCUAAGAAGGCCGGGUUUGAGCCGGAGAUCCUCAACGCCCGGGACGCUUUCCGCUUUGGGGCCUCUAAGGUGUUCGAGUCGGCGUACGCCGUUGUGGUUUCUUUUGGUUUGGGGAAUGCCUUGGUGAAGAUCCGCGUGUGUGUUGUGAAUGGAGAUGUGCCUCUCCUGCUCAGCAGGACCGUCCUCGGCGAGCUCGGCAUGAUCUUGGACGUCGCCAACAAUCAGGCAGAUUUCCGCAGUGUCGGGGUCGAAGGCCUCAAGCUUGAUGUCACUGAGACGGGGCACCCUGCACUCACUGUGCGCCCUGAACAGUUUUGUGGCAAAGCGUCCACUCAACCGGAGUGGAAGGCAGCCGAGAUCCAGAUCAUCUCGAGGCGUCCGCAAUAUACGGUCUUUGCAGCCGAGUGCAUGAGUUCGGAUCCUAGCCCUGCACAGGAACGAGUUGACGUAGAAGUCCAGUCUGCAGCAGCCUAUGGAAGCCCAUGCAUCCCUGCGAUCCUUUACCUCUGUGCGGUGAAAAUGGCUCCGAAGAGGACCCUGUUGACCGCGCCGAUGGUGACGCGCCCGAAAGGGCUUUGGGAGUUCACGAAGGACGAGUUGUUGACGGAGGCCCAAGCGCGAGGAUUGUGGGUGAACCCACGAUGGACAGUCCCGCAAAUCCGGGACAUGAUCAAGGACGACCUGGAGAACGAGGCCACUACCAGUUCAGCAACGUCGGGAGAGCUCCCUCCCGGAGUGUCGAAGAUGACCCUGGCUCAGCUCAUCACGAUGGCCGAGGACCUCAACGUGAAGGUUCCACCGGGGACAACGAAGGGAGGCGUGCUACGCCUCAUCCGGGACCAAGCCGGAGGGGGCCAACAAUUGGUGAUGACCUUCGGACGUCACCGAGGAUGCCUGUUCACGGAGACGCCCCUCUCUUACAGGCGUUGGGCAAUCUCGGAGGCCGCAUCGAGCAAGACGGCGUCGGAGGACUUGGUGGCCUACGCGAGUUGGUGCAAGAAGAACCUGGAGAAGUCGACUCAGCCCAGGCGCUAUGUGGCCGAGGACGACCCAGAGCUGAACGCCACGACACCAUAUGUUCCCGAGGACUCCGAGGCCCUGAGCUGGGUACUGAUGCCCAAGGACAACACCACCGACACGAGGCCCACGACCACUCCCAAGGCCAAGGCCGGGGGAGGCUACCGUCGUCCACUGCCGACAUCCUCUGCGAGCAGCGAGUUUGGUUCCAGGCCAGAGAUGCAGACCGAAAUGGACGCGGAAGUGAUGGACGAGAUCCAACACCUGGAGACCAGGCUUGCGGUGAUCCGAGAUCGACAUGGACUCGCUCGGGCCUUUGGCACAAUCCUCUCCAUGAUCCACAACGAGAAGGACGAGGCGAUCUGCUACGAGAUCUACUACGAGGAAGUCCUGAUGUUCCACCGCAUGGAGACGAAGGCGAUCUAUCACGUGAUCUACUACAAGGAAGUCCUAAUGUUCGACCACAUGGAGACGGAGGCGUUCCACUACGUGACCUACUACAAGGAAGUCCUGGUGUUCCACCGCAUGGAGACGAAGGCGAUCUACCACGUGAUCUACUACAAGGAGGGCCUAAUGUUCGACCACAUGGAGACGGAGGCGAUCUACCACGUGAUCUACUACAAGGAAGUCCUGAUGUUCGACCACAUGGAGACGGAGGCGAUCUACCACGUGAUCUACUACGAGGAAGUCCCGUUGUUCUACCACCGCAUGGAGACGAAGGCGAUCUACCGCGCCAUCUACUACAAGGAAGUCCUGAUGCGCUACCGCAAGGAAACGGAGGCGAUCUACCACGAGGAGACGGAGGCGAUCUACCACGUGAUCCACUACAAGGAAGUCUCGAUGUCCAACCGCAUGGAAGUAGGGAGGAAGCUGAAGCACAAGGCCUUCAACGACGAAGACCUGUUGGAAGUGGUGACUACGCUUGACCUACGCCAGCGACAACGUCACCGGCAGAUCUACGGCGGCAAGGAGGUGAAGGUCGAAGGCGUCCUCGGUGGGCUCUGGACCCACGGUGCUAUGUCGGGCCUCAGCAAGUUCAGCGAGGAGCUUCCCUCCUUUGUGAGUUACGUCAAUGCCUACGUUCGUGAGCGGACCGGAGAUGAUUACGGAUGGUGUUCUUUUGCCCUCAACAAAAAUGUGGCCACCGAGGUGCACUGCGACCACCACAACCUCAACGGCGUCCUCAAUGUGACAAUGUCCUUCGGGGACUUCUCCGGUGGCGAGCUCUGGAUACACGACGAGGAUGUUCGUCCAGAGGAGUGUGUGGAGAGGCGUGACCCUACCGGAAAGGUCCUUCGCGGAAGGAUUGUUGAUACAAGGUGGAGGCCCUACUUCUUCGACUCCAAGGUCAAGCACGCCACCCAACCUUGGAGUGGCGACCGAUGGUGCCUCACCUGCUUCACCACUCGUGGAUUCAAGGAAGCUACUACUCAACAAUGCGAUCAACUUCGAGCUCUACGUUUUCCUUUGAGAAAGCUGCAGCGGCUCCGCGCCGUACUGGAGAAGAAUCGACCAAAGAAGAGCUCGAGAAGGAAGCUCUGGCAGAAUGUCAAACGCAUGGCCGCGUUGGCGACUUGGUCCUCGAUGGCUACUGCGAGCUACCUCCUGCCCGAAUACCCAUCGGGCCGGGGCAAGGAUUCGGUGGCACUCCUCGAGAUCGGAGGGGAUUCGAAGACUCUGGAGUUGGGCGAGCUCAACUUCUUCACCGCCGAGCCCCUGAUCGACGAGGACCUCAACGACCCUGCCGUGUGGAACGACGUCUACGAGACCAUCGUUGAGCUCAAGCCCGGCACGGUUUGGAUCCACAGCUGCCAUGUCUCCGACCACAUCCCGAGCGUUUUCGAGUUGCUUUCUGAGCAGAUCGCCCAAGGGAGACAGGUUGUUUUCCAAUCACGAACAGGGGCCACAGAAAUGCUCGAGAGUUCAGUUUUCAAGUCAGCCCUCAAGGAGCUAGAGGACGUGAAGCAUGAAACAAAAGGAGACUCCUACUACGUGAAGAUCAACUGUGGUCACACUUUGCUCCCUCCAGUCGAGGAAGAGUGGGGACCGAGAACCCUACAAACCUACCUGUGUCGGCGUGAGGAGACGAAGAAGGAGGCGGUCAACGACACGGUUUUUGCCGUUGAUGAACCGAUCGGAAGUCCGGAACCCAAGCACAACGGGAGCUCAGCUAUCUCUUUCGCUCCGGGCCCCACCAUCAAGCCGGAAGUACGAAGUUCUCUGAAGCGGCUUCAUCAGAAUUUGGGACACAUCGGCUAUGAGGACCUCGGGAGGCAUCUACGUUUAGCGGGAGCCGGACCCGAAGUGGUGGCAGCCGCCAAGCGCCUACGCUGCGAGGUGUGCGCGAGGAACAAACGGGGGCAAAGUGCACGCCCCUCUGCUGCUCCAACGCUCCUCGACUUCAACCAGGUUGUCGGGGUUGAUGCUUUCUCGGCCUACGAUGCCUGGGGAAAGAGACACGAGUUCAUGAUGAUGAUCGACUACGGGACGUCAUUUCAAGUAGUGGUGCCUUUGCGCGGCCACAGCACCGAAGCCAUGGAACAGGAUUUCUGUGAAGGAUGGAGUCACGUGUUUGGGCCCCCUGGGACGAUCGCGGUUGACCUGGAGACAGGUCUUCAAGCCGGGCUCGCGCGCUACAGCGAGUUCUAUGGGGUGAAGAUGAGGUCGGCCGCCGGGCAGGCGCACUGGCAGCAAGGCACCGUGGAACGGCAUAUCCGAGUGUGGAAGGAAAUCUGGGACCGGAUCGUCGACGACCACUCUGUCGGCAGCGACGACAUCCACCUCGCCACCACUGCAGUGAACAGCGCGAUGAACGAGCUGCGAAGGAAGAACGGAUUCAGCCCAAGUCAGGCCGUCUGGGGGAAAGAUCCGGAAGUUCCUGGAGAACUUCUCUCCGGGAGAGACCCGGAACAGUUCGAGCACAUCAUCACCCACGACCGCCAACGGGCCAAGGAACAUGCUCUAAGGACUGCCGCCAAGGAGACAUACUUUCGUUGUCAGGCGGACGCCAAACUGCGACGAGCCCUCCUCCAGAGAAGCCGUGUCAGUGGACCCGACCUUGAAGUCGGAGACCUGGUCUACUUCUACCGCAAGGCGAAGAACCAGAAGUUCUGGCGUUGGUUGGGGCCAGCCACCGUGAUAGGGCACGAGGGCUCGAACAUAUGGCUCUCCCGUGGAGGACGUUGUCACCUUACAGCGCCGGAGCACAUCCGGCGGGCAACGAGCGAAGAGAUCGGCGAGACUUUUACGCUGAAGUCAACGCAGGAAGAUUUGGAGAAGCUCUUGGAAGUGAACCCCGACGAUGUCCUGUUCGAAGGAGACGAUGUCGAGGAGGACCCAGUCCUCUUCCCAGGAGAUGACGGAGAUGCGAUUGAGGUCGACGAAGGCGGCCGGGUGCGCGACAGCCAACAUCUCCCUCUCUUUGGACCGGUGGCCAAGCGCUAUCGGAUGAAGGGCCCUCAGGAUCCGGAUGGUCGUGUUCCUCCCCAAGCGCUUCCUGACCAUGAUCCCGAUCUCGAUGACAUCCUCGAGGAGAUGUCUCUUCCUGACGGGCAGCCUGACGAAGUGAUGAUGUUGAAGAGGGCAAAGACGGCGAGGGGACGAGAGAAACAGCUCGAAAAAGAGCUGCCAUGGAACCUCAUACCCCAGGAGCAACACGAAGCCUUCAAGGGUGCGGAGCAGAAACAGUACAUGGAGCACAUCGAGCACGAGGCUUUGGAACCCCUUAGCGUCGAAGAGAGCCUCCGCAUCAUGGACGAGAAGAGGGACCGGGUGCUACAGUCACGAUUUGCGUAUCGUGACAAGUCCUACGCGAAACGCCGGAAGGAUCCGGACGUGCCCUGGCGCCACAAGGCAAGGUUGGUCAUCGGAGGACACAUGGAUCCAGACAUCGCCCACGGCCUCCAGACUACUGCCCCGACGGUUUCCAGACAAUCUGUCAUGCUCCUGAUGCAGAUUUUGGCCUCACGCUUGGCCGAUGGAUGGAAGGCCUACGCCGGCGACAUCACCGCCGCUUUCCUCAACGGAGGUCCGCUGGAACGAGAGCUCUACCUGAAGCAGCCGCGCACUGGACUGGGCAACCUACACCCAGCCCAACUGCUCCGAAUCAAGAAGGGAAUCUUCGGCCUCGUGGACUCACCCCACAGUUGGUGGGAACGGUUUAAGGGCGACGUGACCACCCUCAAACCGGUCCUCGAGGAUGGGACUGAAUGUGUGAUCGAGCAGUGCCCGCUGGAUCCCUGCGUGUUCUUCGUGAAGAAGGUGAUCGAAGGUUCCCUCUCCGAGCCCAUUGCCUACAUCGCGGUCCAUGUGGAUGACGUCUUGCUUGUCGGAGGACCAGGAGUGUGCCAAAGCGUGAAAGACCUACUUUCCAAGGCUUUUCCCAUCGACGGAUGGGAGACGGAUGCUUUCGAGUACAUUGGAUCCUUCAUCGAGUUUGACGACAAGGUCGUGAAGGUGUCGCAGGAAUCCUAUGUGGAAUCCCGACUGUUCCAGGUCGAUGUCCAGGCCUCCCAAAGAGACGAAGAGCUGGCUACUGACGAGCAGCUCGCUGACAACAGGAGCCUGAUCGGCGCCCUAUCGUGGCUAGCGGGACAAUCACGUCCCGAUCUACAAGCCAGUGUGUCAAUGUGUCAGCAGCUGCAAAAGUGUCCCACUGUUGGGGACGUGCGCUUCACGAACUUGGUCGCACGCCGGGCGUACGAGCACAAGAAGGAGGGGGUCUACUUCCACCCCAUCGACCUCGAUAAGGCCGUUUUGUUGUGCUACCACGACGCCGGAUGGGCCAACGCACCACAAGAUGAGGACGACCCCGUCUACCAGCUCACCAAGGAGGAGAACGAGGACGGAGUGUUCAAGGAAGGACCCUUCCUCAACAAACCGAGGAAAACCAAGCGGAACAACUCCCGAAUAGCCUCCCAGCUCGGGUGCAUCUACGUGCUAGCGAACGAGGAGAUCCUCCAAGGCCAGAAGUCCUACCUGAGUGUCCUCGACUGGAAAAGUGGAGCCUGUGAGCGUGUUUGCCGGUCCACUUUCGCUGCGGAGACGAUGGCGUGUUGUAUGGCAGUGGAAGGCGGCGACUACCUCGAGAAGUUCCUGGAGACGCUCUUGCGCGGCUCCCUCCAGCGGAAGACUACGGGGAACAUCAAGCUGAGGUUCCUGAGUGACUGUAGGUCUUUGUACGACCACCUUACGAGGGAGGGCAUACCGCGCAUCCCGUGUGAUCGUAGGCUAGCGAUAGACCUGGCUGCGGUGCGACAGGACAUCAAGCCCUUAGGUCGACUCGCUUGGGUACCCACCACCAGACAGUUGGCCGAUGUGCUAACUAAGCCUAUGAAAGGCCAUGACUGGUGGAGUAUGAUUACCUCCCCCUUCGACCUGACUUUCAGGGAGGAGGAAGUUUCGAAUCAGUGUAAAUCAGUUAGUUUGUGCUGA
This is a messenger RNA of Symbiodinium sp. CCMP2592, 8022 nucleotides long. The record is from the annotation of a GenBank genome assembly. Lineage: Eukaryota; Dinophyceae; Suessiales; Symbiodiniaceae.